Molecule: messenger RNA, 1816 nt
Organism: Mangifera indica (mango)
Lineage: Eukaryota; Viridiplantae; Streptophyta; Magnoliopsida; Sapindales; Anacardiaceae
Product: 3-isopropylmalate dehydratase large subunit, chloroplastic-like
Exons: 15
Coding region: 108-1640 (510 amino acids)
Biological process (GO): amino acid biosynthetic process
Molecular function (GO): 3-isopropylmalate dehydratase activity; 4 iron, 4 sulfur cluster binding
Source: RefSeq, a predicted model, not a curated record
AAUUGAGUGGAAAAAAUUGUAUAGUCAAAUAAUCUCGUAUAAUGAACUUGUCAUAAACAAACAAACCCAAGUUACACAAACCUGACAAGUUCUUGCAGUAACUAGACAUGGCUUCCUCUGCCGUUUCUCCAGCCCCAGCUUCUUCUUUCAUCAUCAAGAAGGACUUGGGUAGGUUUUGUUUCUCUUCAACAUCACAACUUGCCAUUCACAAAUGCAAGAAAUCAAGCUUUUCCAAGAAAAUUUUAUCGGUCAUGGCACCUCAGCAGUCAGAACGCAGCCCUGCCACCACUGGCUCUGUAAAGACUGCGAUGACAUUGACUGAGAAGAUACUGGCUAGGGCUUCAGAGAAAACCCAUUUGGUCCCAGGAGAGAACGUAUGGGUUAAUAUUGAUAUCUUGAUGACCCAUGAUGUUUGUGGCCCUGGUUCCAUUGGUAUCUUUAAGAAAGAAUUCGGGGAAAGCGCUAAGGUUUGGGACCGUGAAAAGGUUGUCAUCAUACCUGAUCAUUAUAUAUUCACAAGUGAUGAACGUGCAAACCGUAACGUGGAUAUCUUGAGAGAUUUCUGCAUGGAGCAAAAUAUCAAGUACUUUUAUGAUAUUAAAGAUCUUGGUAACUUUAAGGCUAACCCUGAUUAUAAAGGUGUAUGCCAUGUUGCACUUGCCCAAGAAGGUCAUUGCAGGCCUGGAGAGGUUUUGUUAGGUACAGAUUCUCACACCUGCACUGCUGGAGCAUUUGGCCAAUUUGCCACUGGUAUUGGAAACACAGAUGCAGGUUUUGUGUUGGGUGCAGGGAAGCUACUGCUCAAGGUGCCCCCAACUCUUAGAUUUGUAAUGGAUGGUGAAAUGCCUGAUUAUUUGCUUGCAAAGGAUUUAAUCUUACAAAUAAUUGGUGAAAUAUCUGUGGCUGGUGCAACAUAUAGAUCUAUGGAGUUCGUUGGCUCAACUGUUGAAAGUUUAACUAUGGAAGAGCGCAUGACAUUAUGCAAUAUGGUUGUUGAAGCCGGGGGGAAGAAUGGUGUGGUCCCUGCUGAUACUACAACAUUUAAGUAUCUCGAGGAUAAGACGUCUGCUGCCUACGAACCAGUUUAUAGUGAUCAUCAAGCAAGGUUCCUUUCUGAGUACAAGUUUGAUGUUUCUAAGUUGGAGCCUCUGGUGGCAAAGCCGCAUUCUCCAGAUAAUCGUGCUUUAGCCAGAGAAUGCAAAGAUGUGAAAAUUGAUCGAGUGUAUAUUGGAUCUUGUACUGGUGGGAAAACAGAAGAUUUUCUAGCAGCAGCCAAAGUUUUUCUAGCAUCAGGCAAAAAGGUCAAAGUUCCCACAUUCCUUGUCCCUGCUACCCAAAAGGUUUGGAUGGACAUGUAUACUCUCCCAGUACCAGGAUCUGGUGGCAAGACUUGCUCACAGAUAUUUGAAGAAGCUGGUUGCGACACACCUGCUAGUCCCAGCUGUGGUGCUUGUUUGGGUGGUCCUAAAGAUACUUAUGCACGCAUGAAUGAGCCUCAGGUAUGUGUUUCGACAACAAACAGGAACUUCCCUGGAAGAAUGGGACAUAAGGAAGGACAGAUCUAUCUGGCUUCACCAUAUACAGCAGCAGCAUCUGCAUUGACUGGUUUUGUGACUGAUCCAAGAGAGUUUCUGCAGUAGAUUAUGUACUUCUGUAAUUGUAUUUCAUUUUCGACGCUCUAUGAUCAUUAAGGUUCCUUUGCCUUUGUGGAUGUAAGAUGUGAAGAGUCUCAAUGAGAUUUUGUGUAAUAAUAAUGUAACUCUCAAGGAUUUGUCUGGUAGUGGCAUUUGAAAUUAUAUAUUUUUAUUUAGACUAA